CUAUAAAAAAAUACGCGGCUAGCCGUCCGCCACCUCCAUUCCAGCCCGACCUGCCCACGCAAGGAAUUUCCAGCCUCCGCGCCUCGUCCCCACCAGCCAGCCGCCGGACGAGGAGGAGGGGAGAGGAAAGCGGCCGCUGGAUCGACGAUGAUGUGGGGCGUCGCAGCCGCCGUCGCCUCCGCGGCCGCCGUCGCCGUGGCCUCCGGCGCCGAGCUCCUCGCCUGCGACUGCGCCCCGACGGACCCCGCCGCCGCCGUCGCCGUCGGCAGAUGCGACGACUUCCUCCUCCGCCAGCGGGAACCCCCGUCGUCGAGCGCGGGGAGCGGCGUCACGGACGACAAGUUCGCGCCGCGGUUCGACGGCCUGCGCUUCAUCGAGACGCUCGUCACGGCGCACCGCUGAAACCCCCCUGUUCCUCGGGGGAUUCUUUCUCUUCGUGCGAUUCGCGGGGAGAUGCGAGCGAGCUGCUACCCUAUUAAUUCGGCGAUUGGCGGCCAACGCGCCGCCAAAUUUUUGCUACUAGGACAAAUUGAGGUUUUUUCGUUUCUUUUUCUCUUCCUUUGCUGAUGACGAUUAUCGUCCUAUUGUUGUUGAGUGAUGCGAUUGAAUUGGAACCUUCAAGUAUGUGA
Molecule: messenger RNA, 629 nt
Organism: Hordeum vulgare subsp. vulgare (domesticated barley)
Lineage: Eukaryota; Viridiplantae; Streptophyta; Magnoliopsida; Poales; Poaceae
Exons: 2
Coding region: 148-402 (84 amino acids)
Source: RefSeq, a predicted model, not a curated record